ACUUGCAUUUUCUGUAUAUCCGGUUCCGGUGUAAUUCACGUGGUCGGAAUUAGAAAAAUGCCGAGGUCGAAGAGAGAUCGUAAAGUGUCUCUUACGCAGACGGCCAAGAAAGGAACAGAUAUAAAAGGAAAAUUAAUAGAGAAUAUCCGUGAAGCUCUUGACAAGUAUGAAAGAGUAUUUACAUUUUCCGUUGCCAAUAUGCGAAAUGGUCUUUUAAAAGACGUUCGUUUAGAAUGGAAAGGUAGUAAAUUUUGCUUCGGAAAGAAUAAGGUUAUGAGUAUUGCUUUGGGACGUGUUCAAGAAGAGGCUUAUAAACCAAAUGUACAUCUUAUAUCCAAACGUCUGAAAGGGCAAACGGGUUUACUAUUUACUAAUAAAACUAAGGAGGAUGUUCUUAAAUGGUUUACCAAUUAUUCUGAAGCUGACUAUGCUAGAGCGGGAAAUUUAGCCGAACAAACCGUUUCACUUGAAGAAGGUCCAUUAGAAAUGUUCCCUUUCAAUAUGGAACCUGAACUGCGUCAAUUAGGUCUUCCAACGAAACUUGUAAGAGGCAUCAUUAAUUUGCGAGAAGACUACGUGAUCUGUAAGAAAGGUGAAGUACUAACAUCGCAACAGUCGAGACUUUUGAAACAUUUUUGUUAUAAAAUGGCGAAAUUUCAAGUUGUGAUUGACGCUAUGUGGUCAAAUGACGGUUACUUUGAAGAGUUUAAAAAUGUUGGUUGCCAAUCUAAAGAUGCUAGUUCUGUUCGAUUACGACCAACUAAAAUAGAUGAAAACGAUGAUACAAGGACUUUUGUAGCAAUUCCACAGGACGAUAUAAUGUAA
Dimorphilus gyrociliatus is the source of this 825-nucleotide messenger RNA. NCBI's taxonomy places the organism in Eukaryota, Metazoa, Annelida, Polychaeta, Dinophilidae. The record is from the annotation of a GenBank genome assembly.